AUGGCAUUUCCUUUGCCAAGAUUCGAGAAGUGUUGUUGUUGUUUACCGUUGAGGACUGGCUCUCUUCUUAUUGGAUACGUAUCUAUUGUCUUUUCUCUGUUAAGUAUAAGCGGGAUAUCAUAUUCCUUAUUCAGGGUUAUAACAUUUGUCCAGAAUAACGAAAACCCUCCCGACCAAGAACACAGCAAGGAAGAGUAUGACAGAAUAACGAUCAGCCUGUAUAUAUCUCACGGUUAUAUACUGUUUGUAUAUUUAUAUUAUACAGUAAUAAAUGUAAUGCUUAUUAUAGGAGUACACUUGAAUAAAAUAAUCAUUUUGAAGUACUACGUGUAUUGUGCGUGGUUAGUGCUAGUACUAGCGAGUGCAACAGUCGUUAUAUCAACAGUUCUCCUACAUUUUAUCGCCACCAUUGCAUUGUUAAAGUGGUGCCUAAUUAUUUUCUACUGCCUGCUAGUAGUAAGGAGUACGUUUUUACAAAUGGAAGAACGGAAUAAACCCCGUGAAUUUGAGAUGCAGAACUUGUAUAUGCCACAACGAGCACCAUUAUUACUCUAG
Danaus chrysippus (African queen) is the source of this 555-nucleotide messenger RNA. Lineage: Eukaryota; Metazoa; Arthropoda; Insecta; Lepidoptera; Nymphalidae. The record is from the annotation of a GenBank genome assembly.